Molecule: messenger RNA, 2103 nt
Organism: Aureobasidium melanogenum CBS 110374
Lineage: Eukaryota; Fungi; Ascomycota; Dothideomycetes; Dothideales; Saccotheciaceae
Exons: 1
Coding region: 1-2103 (700 amino acids)
Biological process (GO): regulation of transcription by RNA polymerase II; DNA-templated transcription
Cellular component (GO): chromatin
Molecular function (GO): RNA polymerase II cis-regulatory region sequence-specific DNA binding; zinc ion binding; DNA-binding transcription factor activity, RNA polymerase II-specific
Source: RefSeq, a predicted model, not a curated record
AUGGACGAUCGUGCCGGCGUGCAGAGCGCAAAGAAGUUCAAAUGUCGCCAGCAAGACUGUCCGUACAGUUUUGCCAAAUCCGAGCAUCGCAAGCGCCAUGAACGGACACAUUCGGGGCACAAGCCUUUUGUUUGUGCCGCCUGCAAUCGCCAAUUUGCACGUAAGGACUCCCUCGGCCGGCACUUGCGACUGCACGCACCUUCGAACAUCAAGUCCAGCGCGAUCGAUCGACAGCUCCAUGCGAGCAGCAUUGCUGCCCACGGCGAGUUCGACCAGGGCGCCGACUCGACCGGUCCAGCUGCGCCCGUUCGUGUCGACGUCGCACUGCAUCAUGGCCAAGAUAGCAUCGCAGGCCCUUGGCCCCCUGCCAACACAAACAACGACACAUUCAUCGUUGAUCCCGUGUGGGCAGAGAUCCUUCAGCAGUUUCAGACAGAGCCUACGCUCUCUCAAGUGGAGACUCCCCUCAUGGCUACCGCACCGCUCGUAUCGCCCGACUGCUUGUCGCCCGCGCGCGAACAUCCUGCUGCGCCCAACCUCGUCAUCCAGAAAGCUUUGUCAUCGCUAAACACAACCAUUCAAUCGCUCUCGUGGGACCUUGGGACCGCUUGCGAAUCUCAGGGCGGGUCGCGUUUGGCUCCGGAUCUGAGAGAUUGUUUGGACAUCUUCCUUUCGCGCUUUCCGAGCAUCUUGCCCAUCAUCCACGAACCUACCUUCGAGCCCAGCCAGAACGCGCCUUCGACACUGCUGCUGAUGCUGGCUCUAGGCUCGAAUCUGCUUGCGUCGAAUGCUACCGUUCCCAGAGCCGACUCUUUAUGGUCGCUGGCUCAUGCUGGCACCAUCACAUCGUGGCCAACCAUGCUGACCAACCAGGGCUUCUAUGAUCCAUGUCCAGGUCUUCAGCUCAUUUUGACCGCUGUCUUCGGGCAGAUCUAUGCAUUCCUGUCUUCCAAACUCCGAUUACGCACCGCUGCUCAGGUUGUCCACCCCCUCGGCUUCCACUGGGCACGCCAGAGUUGCAUGUAUAACUAUCAUUACGACUUCGACGAGCAUGAUCCUUCUGUUCCCUUGGACACUGCUUGGAGAAAGUGGGCAGCCGCUGAGGUCCAGCUACGCGCUGUCCUGUCAUUGUACAUCCUCGAUGGUCAGAUUGCUCAAUUCUCAGGUACUUGCACUUCUAUCCGCCAUUCCAUAAACGCUUUGCCCAUGCCUGUUACGACUUCCAUCUUUGCUGCACCCGAUGCAACAACAUGGAAGGCCGAAAUGUCUUGCUCGCCUACUGUGAAGAGCAAUUUUCGCGACUUCAUAUCCGCUCUAUAUAAGAAUGAAUCCGAACUACCCACGCAACAUAUGUCUGCCUUCGCUAUCCGCGUGGUGCUAGAGUGUUUCCAAUCAUUUGCUUCGGAGCGACUCGAUGCCGGUGGCGAUGCCGUCGGUUCACCAUCGCAACAAGAUACAGCCGACGCCAUGAUCCGACUGUACCGUGCAUGUAUACAAGGAUCGGAGCAGCACCAUGAUCUGGCUCUCCGAUGGCAUUCCAUCCUUGGCUUCUCCGUAUACACCGACACCCAUGUGCUUUGCAACAAGUUGUGCACGCGCUACCGUGUCUCUCAACAACUGUGUAUGGUCAACAUCACCAAUCCUACGCAUACUGCGUGGCCUGACAUUGAGCCUUGGACGGAGAGCUAUGCAGGUCGUGCUUCGUUGAUUCAUGCCUUGAUGAUCUCCGACAAACUCAAGAGCCUUGCCUCCGAGCUCGCCAUUGGUAUACAUCUGCCUUUGUGCAUAUUCGCUGCCGCGCUCGUGAUGCUUGCUUACUUGAGCGCUGGCAGAGACAACAUCGCAGUACCAGAAGUCAUAGAUUGGCAAACUAGUGACGAGAUCUGUGACGGAAGCCUUGGUGUUCAUUCAGAAGCCACCAUCUGGGCGCGGACGGAAACCUUGCGGUUCUGCAACAAUAUAACGGACGGUGGGUGGAAGUUUCGGAAGCUUCGAGUCGAGCUUCAAGGCUUAAGAGUCCAGCUGAGAAUCUUAGGCACGACUUGGGGUGUCUGUGAACCCAUGGAGGCGACGUUGGAUUUGCUCACUAAAGCAGUGAUGUGA